UAUAUUAUUUGGUUGCUGAUUCAGCCUAGUUUUGGUUCUUGUCUGUAGUCACCACAUAAAACACAUCAACUGUUUCUGCCCUUUUCAUGAAAUCUUGUUACAAAAUAAAAUCUUGGUCUUUAUUUUCCCAGGAGCAGUAUGUCUUCAUCCACGACGCCAUCUUGGAGGCGUGUCUUUGUGGAGACACCACCAUCCCAGCCAAUCAGCUUCGCUCGGUCUACUAUGACAUGAACCGAUUGGACCCCCAGACCAACUCCUCCCAGGUUAAAGAGGAGUUCAGGACUCUGAAUAUGGUGACUCCUACGUUGCGUGUGGAGGACUGUAGUAUCGCCCUGCUCCCCAGGAACCACGAGAAGAACCGCUGUAUGGACGUCCUUCCUCCUGACCGCUGUCUGCCCUUCCUCAUCACCAUCGACGGAGAGAGCUCCAACUACAUCAACGCUGCUCUUAUGGACAGUUAUAAGCAGCCGUCGGCCUUCAUCGUGACCCAGCAUCCUCUGCCCAACACGGUGAAGGAUUUCUGGAGGCUGGUGUUGGACUACCACUGCUCCUCCAUAGUGAUGCUCAAUGAUGUCGACCCAGCACAGCUAUGUCCUCAGUACUGGCCAGAGAACGGGGUGCAUCGCCAGGGGCCAAUCCAGGUGGAGUUUGUAUCAGCUGACCUGGAGGAAGACAUAAUCAGUAGAAUAUUCCGGAUCUACAACGCAGCACGACCUCAGGACGGGUGCCGUAUGGUCCAACAGUUCCAGUUCCUGGGUUGGCCCAUGUACCGAGACACGCCCAUGUCCAAACGUUCCUUCCUCAAGCUCAUCAGACAGGUGGACAAAUGGCAGGAGGAGUAUGAUGGAGGAGAGGGACGCACGGUGGUGCACUGUCUUAACGGAGGAGGUCGCAGUGGGGCGUUCUGUGCCAUCAGCAUCGUGUGUGAGAUGUUACAGCAUCAACGUUCUGUAGACGUUUUCCACGCCGUCAAAACACUGAGGAACAACAAACCCAACAUGGUCGACCUGCUGGACCAGUACAAGUUCUGCUAUGAAGUGGCUCUGGAGUUCUAGAACUGUGAACAUCAGGCUGGAUGCAGAUCUGGACUGAAGGGGUUUGGGACUUUACAGAAGACUGCAGCACAGACCGACGGGUGUUGUCAUGGUCAAACAACUGGAGCGAGGCAACACAGCUAGCACACAGACAUGCAGAGCUCUCUGUCUCUGUCUCUCUCUCUCUCUCUAACCCCCCCUCUCUCUCUCUCUCUCUCUCUCUCUAACCCCCCCCCUCUCUCUCUCUCUCUCUCUACCCAACCCCCCCCUCUCUCUCUCUCU
Messenger RNA from Salvelinus fontinalis (brook trout), 1316 nucleotides. RefSeq names its product receptor-type tyrosine-protein phosphatase mu. Gene Ontology annotation, molecular function: protein tyrosine phosphatase activity. Gene Ontology annotation, biological process: protein dephosphorylation. Lineage: Eukaryota; Metazoa; Chordata; Actinopteri; Salmoniformes; Salmonidae. The coding region runs from base 87 to 1055 and encodes 322 amino acids. The transcript has 7 exons. The record is from RefSeq and is a predicted model, not a curated record.